Messenger RNA from Lodderomyces parapsilosis, 2016 nucleotides. RefSeq names its product ERMES complex subunit (gene MDM34). The record is from RefSeq and is a predicted model, not a curated record. The transcript has a single exon. Gene Ontology annotation, molecular function: lipid binding. NCBI's taxonomy places the organism in Eukaryota, Fungi, Ascomycota, Pichiomycetes, Serinales, Debaryomycetaceae. Gene Ontology annotation, biological process: mitochondrion organization; phospholipid transport. Gene Ontology annotation, cellular component: ERMES complex. The coding region runs from base 1 to 2016 and encodes 671 amino acids.
AUGUCAUUCAAGGUCAAUUGGGAUUCACUAGAUACCGAUUCUCUUGCUCAUUGGACUAAAGAUAUUCUCACUGAUGCUUUAAACUCGGGUAAAUCACCCAAUAUACUAGCAUCAAACAUCACCAUCAAGGAUCUAAAUUUUGGUAAAGUUGCUCCUGAUUUUGAAAUUUUGGAAAUUGGUGAAUUGGAUAAAGAUCGAUUUAGAGGUAUAUUCAAGAUUAACUACCAUGGGGAUUUUCAUCUUACGUUGCAUACACAAGUACAAGCUAAUCCAUUGAAUAUUUACUACUCAAAUUCAUUAGAAACUGAAGUUAAUUACCAAGGAGUAAACAUGUACAAUGAUGAGGAUAAUUCAUUUGUUACUCCACAAUUUGUUAUGGCUAAUGAGCAAUUUGCCAUACCAUUGGAUUUGAAGUUGUCUGAUAUCAAGAUUAAUGGUAUUGGUAUUAUUGUAUUUUCAAAAUCAAAAGGGUUAACACUUGUUUUUAGAAAUGAUCCUUUGGAUUCAAUCAAAGUUAGUUCAACUUUUGAUACGGUUCAAGUAUUGGCUAAUUUCUUGCAAAAGCAAAUUGAAUCACAAAUUAGAGACUUGUUUAGAGAGACGUUGCCAACCUUGAUUCAUCAAUUAUCAUUAAAGUAUCUUAGUCUCGAUAAUCAUAUGAAUGAGUUUAAAAAUAAAUUGGCAGCAAAUGCGACAGCAACAACUGAACCAACAACAUCAAUUGCAACUGAUGGAAGUAGUGAUACUACUAAUGUCUCACCUGCGUCAGCUUAUAAGAUGUUGGAAAAUGAUGAGGAUGUUUCAUUAGUUUAUUCAACAAAACAUUUGCAAAAAAUUCUUGAAUUGUUUAAAUCUCGUGAAACAAUGAGUUUGAAGUUACCCAAGUUCAAGCAUGUCAUACAAAGGACACACAUGGACAGAUUUGAUAAGAAUUAUCCUAAUUUGCUCAGCUCGUUGUCGGUUCAUAACAAUGAGGUGAGAAGGUAUAUUGGUUCUACUCCACAAGCCUUAAUUGCAGGUGGUACGCAUGCUAGUAGCAACAGUGGUUUCAACAAUAAUGGAAUUCCUAUUGAUAUACUAUUGGAUGAAUCGUUUAACGAGAAAGAUAAUCUUUUAAAGGAUAUAUCAUCAAUACAAGCUAACAAUUACUACAAGUAUGCCAAAGAUGCCCCAAUCAAGCCAAAGAGAAGAGUGAUUAAACUAGGAGGAAAGAGCAAAAAGAGUCAACACAAACAAGAGGGAGAAGUCACACCUGAAUCAUUGUCAUCAGAACCAGUUACCCCAACUUCAGUCAGUUCCAAUUCAACUUUAAUUGAUUAUGAACGUGCUGUUGGCGCUAAAACCCCAUCGAACAAGUCAGUUGUAGAGGAAUACAAGACUCCAGAGAAGCAACAACAACAACUCCCACAACGUCCUAAAUUACAACAAGUUCAAAAAUCGCCAAAUUCUUUGCAACACCCCACACCAAAGAAGUCACAUGACCCUCACAAUUACAGUCGCUACAACCAUCAUCAUCAUUCAACUUUCAACAAUUGUGCUAUCUACCAAGAAGUUAUUCGUUCGACUCAAUCUCCUUCUUUGAUUUAUGAUAAAGGUUUAGGAAGUGCUAGUGCUGGUGUGGGUGUGGGAUUAGGAAAUACUGGAUAUUUCAAUUUUGCACCACAAAGAACUAUAAGCACAUCUCCAAUAAGAAGAACAAAUAGCAGUCGUGAUAGGGGAGUCAGUUUAAGUGGUGAUAAAGAGCCCCAGUUGAAGGAAAAGAAGUCAAUCAAUCAUAUUGAUAUCAAUAAAGUUAAUCAAAGAUUAGAAGAGAGUUUGAAACCACAACAGAAGGAACAAAAGCGUAAUGAAGUUGAUGUUGCUAUUGUUGUAGAUGAAAAGAAAAGAGGUAGAAGUGGUGAAGACUCUGCUAAUGUUGCAUCUGCUCCAUCGUCGAGUCUUUUGCAACAAGAUAUAUUUAAUAAUGCUUAUGGACAACCUGUUUUCACUACUGCUCCUCCACCUUAUUAUCAUUGA